Acipenser ruthenus (sterlet) is the source of this 4505-nucleotide messenger RNA. RefSeq names its product beta-TrCP. Bases 170 to 1894 code for a protein of 574 amino acids. The record is from RefSeq and is a predicted model, not a curated record. Lineage: Eukaryota; Metazoa; Chordata; Actinopteri; Acipenseriformes; Acipenseridae. Gene Ontology annotation, molecular function: protein dimerization activity. The transcript has 14 exons.
UACUCUAACCAACGAGCAGUUUUCAGCCACUAUAACAAAUUACAAAUCCCACAGUUCCGUUGGAGCGACAGGGAGGUUGAACGGAUUUUCCUGUCUGUGGUUGCGGCGAUGAAGAGACGCAGAUCCCGGGGCUGAGAGAGUGCUGGUAGUCCCGGAUAUAAGACGGACGAUGGAACCAGAGGCGGUGUUGCAAGAGAAGGCUUUAAAAUUUAUGUGCUCUGUGCCCAGGUCUCUGUGGUUGAGUUGCUCUAGCCUGGCGGACAGCAUGCCUUCGCUGCGAUGCCUGCACACCCCAGGGACCGGCACACUGACAGCUUUCCAGAGUUCUGAUGAGAGAGAAGAUUGUCAUAAUGAGGAGCCCCCUAGGAAGAUUAUCCCAGAGAAGAAUGUGUACAGACAGACUAAACUUGCUAAUGGAACAUCCAGCAUGAUCGUCCCCAAGCAGAGGAAGCUGUCUGCCAACUAUGAGAAGGAGAAGGAGCUCUGUGUGAAGUAUUUUGACCAGUGGUCAGAGAGUGACCAAGUGGAGUUCGUCGAGCAGCUCAUUUCCCGGAUGUGUCAUUACCAGCACGGACACAUCAAUUCUUACUUGAAGCCCAUGUUACAGAGGGACUUCAUCACUGCACUACCAGCUCGGGGUCUGGAUCACAUUGCAGAGAAUAUCUUGUCCUACCUGGAUGCCCAAUCUCUCUGUGCGGCCGAGUUGGUUUGUAAAGAGUGGUACAGAGUGACAUCAGAUGGCAUGCUGUGGAAGAAACUGAUUGAGAGGAUGGUCAGGACAGACUCUCUGUGGAGGGGAUUGGCAGAGAGAAGAGGAUGGGGCCAGUAUCUGUUUAAAAAGAAGCCGCAAGAUGGGAAGACCCCACCCAACUCAUUCUACAGAGCACUUUAUCCCAAAAUUAUACAGGACAUAGAGACAAUAGAGUCAAACUGGCGUUGUGGAAAGCACAGCUUACAACGAAUCCACUGCCGAAGUGAAACCAGCAAAGGGGUAUACUGCCUGCAGUAUGACGAUCAGAAGAUUGUGAGUGGUCUUCGAGACAACACUAUAAAGAUUUGGGAUAAGAACACGUUGGAAUGCAAACAAGUUCUUACAGGACACACAGGCUCUGUGUUGUGUCUGCAGUACGACGAGAGAGUCAUUGUCACUGGAUCUUCAGACUCCACUGUCAGAGUGUGGAAUGUGAACACAGGCGAGAUGUUAAAUACAUUAAUUCAUCACUGUGAGGCGGUGUUGCAUCUGCGCUUCAGCAAUGGCAUGAUGGUGACCUGUUCAAAAGACCGCUCAAUUGCAGUGUGGGACAUGGCUUCCCCCUCAGACAUUACUCUCCGGAGGGUGCUGGUGGGGCAUCGGGCAGCAGUCAAUGUUGUUGAUUUCGAUGAUAAAUAUAUAGUGUCUGCCUCGGGAGAUAGAACUAUUAAGGUGUGGAAUAGCGGUACAUGUGAGUUUGUUCGGACCCUAAACGGACAUAAACGUGGUAUCGCCUGUUUACAAUACAGAGACAGACUUGUAGUCAGUGGAUCCUCUGAUAACACAAUCAGAUUGUGGGACAUUGAGUGUGGAGCUUGCUUACGAGUCCUCGAGGGUCAUGAAGAGCUGGUACGAUGUAUUCGCUUUGAUAACAAGAGGAUAGUCAGUGGGGCUUACGAUGGAAAAAUCAAAGUUUGGGAUCUGGUUGCUGCCUUGGACCCCCGAGCGCCUGCAGGCACUCUGUGUCUGCGCACUCUUGUGGAGCAUUCAGGAAGGGUGUUCAGGCUGCAGUUUGACGAGUUCCAGAUAGUCAGCAGCUCUCAUGAUGACACAAUCCUAAUGUGGGAUUUCUUGAAUGACCCAGACACACAGGCAGAGUCCUCGUGCUCCCCCUCCCGGACAUACACCUACAUCUCAAGAUAAAUGAUCAGCGCUACCCCGUACCUCCUAACUGCACAGGACUCCUUGCGCUAUGGUAUUUAGAUAGUAUUGAAAUGCCAGAUACUGUCAACUCAACCAGGUCUAACCUGAGGAAGAGGUUUUCACCCCAGCAGGCAAAUCAGCUUGGGACUACGUGGACUGAAGGAUUUCUAAAAGUGCUGCUAAUGAGAAAUUUCUGUGUCCCAGAACAUGAGAAGAAUUUUUGGUCUUUUGAAAGUGUCAGCCCCCACUUCCCAGAGUGUCAUGUAUGAAUAAUAUUUAUUGUGUAAAAUCUGCAGCUUUUCCAUAACUGACCAGCAUGGGCAUUCUCAUCUUUUAAAGGGUGAGGUUACAGAAGUAGUAUAGUCCCAUCUUUUUGUUGAAGUGAUGCACAUUAAGCAUGUUAUGUGUGGGUGUUUUACCAGCCACCCAUGCACCAGCGAUAAUGAUAAAUCAUGUCAUUUUUGCUUGUGUAAUACACUACUAAAGUCCACUGUUUUUAUAAUGCAUUAAAAAACAAAUAUAUAUAUAUAUAUAUAUAUAUAUAUAGAUUAUAAUUUAAUAGGCUUUUCUUUCCUUUACCCAUUCAAUGUGAUCCCACAACAAAGAACAUGAGUGAAAGGCACAUUCAGACUCAUGUCCUGUAUUCUAGGAUGUUCCCAUGUGUUAAACAGGUUAAAAAUGGCUUAAUCUGAGUCAAAGUCAAUGUAAAGUCUGGAAAACAAAUUUCAACAGCAAACCAAUAAGGGGGAGUUCCAAUUCUUUGCCAGUGUGAUGUAUGAAUAUAUUGUAGAAUAUACAGUGUGUACAUUUGUUUUGUGCUUAGUCAUGGUUUAGUAAUGGCUUAUGAAACUUGAGAUUCCUCGAUUUGAAACGCACAACGCAUACACUCAAAGCCAUGCUUUACAUCCUUUACUACCUUAUUCUCCUCCUUCACCCUGUCUGCCUAAUACACAAUAUAUAUUUAGAUAUGUAUAUUUAUUUAUAAUUGUUUGCACACCAUAAUUAACUGGGAACAAACCAGCUUGUAUAGACUAGCAUGGGAGCAUACCUAAUUUCACACAGAAGUUCUGCUGGUUUGGACUGCAGUGUGAGUAAUGAAAUUAAAUUUAAUAGUGAAACGGAGCAUCUCCAAUUUCUGUUGUCAGAGAGCCGUCUGCCUUUCGAGUUGUAUUGCCCCUUGCGUUUCCCUUAAUCCCCAUACUGAGCAGUUCAAGUAAAUGGCUCUUAGUGUUAAUCCCUUUGCUGCAGAUUUUUUCUUUUUGAUUCCACUACAUUAUAUGGGUCAUUUUCCUAGAAAUGUAAAAUGUGUUUUGUGCUUGUCUGGUCAGUUGCCAAAAUGAACAAUUGUGAAGGUGGAUCAGUGACAUGCUUAUCUGUAAAAGUGGACUUGGUAUUUAAAUAUUGGAAGAGACCUAAAGCUAUUGGUAUAUUUUUUAAAAGUGCAUGGAAAUGUCAAUAAUUAGCACCCUGGGUUUUAGAACUGUACUUUAUUUAUUAACUUUUGUAAAAAUGUAAUGUAAAAAAAAAAAAAAAAUGCAACAGUUAAAUCAAUUGUAAUUUGUUUUCUGCAGAGUUGGCCAACAUGUAUAUAAUAAAAAAAGAAAGUGAAUAACUUUGGUUUAAAUGUUGUCUUAAAAUACACCACUUUAUUAAUUACAUAUUGUCAAAUUAAAAGCUUUUUAAUGCUUUAUCUUCCCAAAAAGUGAAAAAAGAAUUGGUGGUUGAGAGAACUAAGAACAUCUUUGGUACGUAAGACAAUACUGUAUAGAAAUAAGUCAAUUUAUUUUUAACAAUGCAUUUUAAUUUCUGGUAGCUGAGAGUUCAACAUGAAUCAUAAAACAAAAUCUGACAAAGCAUCUGUUUACCAAGUUGAACCUGUUUUUGUAUAGUGAUCUAAAAAUGUAGGUGGGAGCUGGGCAUAUGGUAAAUUUGAAAAUGCGAAUUAUUUGUAAAUUUAAAAAAGUUACAUAUUUAUUAUAUAACAUCAUAAUAUAAUUGCAUACUUUAAUAAGAAUUAUGUGUUAUAAGAAAAGCAUCAUCUGGAUUUAAAGUAGUAAUGUGAAUAAUAGUACAAACAGUGGGAGCUGUAUUAUACAAUAAGUAAUAUACAUUCAGUGGGUGGGAAACUUUUUAUUUGGAUUAAUCUUAAUUUAAUUUCAAUUGCUUUUGGGGGGUGGGGGGGUUACCCAUGGAAAAGGGAUUCUGUAAUGUAUUUAAGGCUCUACCUUAAAAUGUUUGAGUUGGUCUAAAGCUGGGAUCUCCAACCCUGGUCCUGGAGAGCUACUGUGCCUGCUGGUUUUCAUUUCAACCAAUCUGUUACUUAAUUGAACCAAUUAUUGGCUUAAUUAGUCAAGAUUAACAUGUGUUCCAGAUCUUUAGCCACUGGUCUAAGGGGUGCAAUGUAUCCCUGUUUUAGCCAAUGAAAAGACUUGAAAAAGGGUUACUCUGUCUUUGUAAGUUUACUAUAUUUGUUCUAUAGGUACUCCAGUAAAUGAGUGCUAUCAAUUGUGUGAUUUUGUUUAAGGUAGUGAUGUGUAGUUAAUGUACUAAUAUGUUCAUAAAAUGUUUUUUAACUGUCGGUAAAGAGUAACAAAAUAUAAAAUGAAACUUG